Messenger RNA from Anopheles moucheti, 1672 nucleotides. RefSeq lists its product as uncharacterized. The record is from RefSeq and is a predicted model, not a curated record. The transcript has 3 exons. NCBI's taxonomy places the organism in Eukaryota, Metazoa, Arthropoda, Insecta, Diptera, Culicidae. Gene Ontology annotation, cellular component: extrinsic component of mitochondrial inner membrane. Bases 97 to 1461 code for a protein of 454 amino acids.
UUCAUUUGCAAUUCGCCGAAACUGCGUUUCAUUGCGAAGGCAAUUUGUUGCGCUUUUUCGCGCUUACUUUAUUCUGUGCCAUUCACUCCAUGUGCCAUGAAAUCCCAGUACAGAAAUUUCAACCCAAACAGAUGCAACGUGUGUUUCCAGAAUUCUCCGGACGAGCCAAACGUGGAAAAGAAUCUAAAACAUUGCGCAAAAUGCAAACUUAUAAAAUAUUGCGGCAAGGAUCAUCAGAAGAUGGAUAUACCGAUCCAUCGCGAGUUUUGUUCUGCAGUGCAUACGGUGCUGAAGAAAAGUGGUGCCGAUCAUGUACUUCGCUGUGCUGAACCAUUUCUUGGCACGCGUUUCGACGCCGAACCGGACAACCUGACCAAUCUCAUGAACCACGUCAAUUGUUGCAGUUUGUUGUUAUCGAAAAUUUUAAAGCGUCCACUACAUCAUCACGAGCAGCUCAUGCUAAGCUUUGUUUCCUUGUGCAACGUCUGUAUGGAGUACCGAACGAAGCUGUUUCUUUGCGACGCAUGUCACCAGGUAGCUUACUGCAGCAAGGAACAUCAGCAAAGUGACCGAGACAAUCAUACCAAGUGGUGCGAUGGACUGCGCAUCAACUUUUAUUACAAUGCUAGUCCGGUUAGAUAUCCUGAAGCCAUGCAUCCCGUGUUUUGGUUUUCCGAUUGUGAGAUGCUCCAAACCCGAUUUCCAAAGGAUACGUUCGAACUGGCAAGCGCAAUCGCGCAGGAAGGCAUCAAAACCUGCGAAACAGACUCGGGCAAAGAGAUGACAGAGCAGAUAGAAGAUAUAAAAUUGGCGGGAAUGUUUUCACAGGUAGGAACAAUUCUGUACGCUUUACGUAAAGUCAACUUGUUCGAUGAAAUAGGUAACGAACUAAACGUGUUUGUGCUUGGUGCGGAAAAUGAACAUCUGUUCUUCAACACGAUCACAGAAGCUGCGAUUUUCUCUUUUUUGCCAAAUUUGCGAUGCCUGCGGUUGUUCCUAAUUGGGCCGAAUGUGGAGGAAGCACCAUGUAGCGUCAAGCAUUUCGUAGGAAACCGCACGGUCGAGAUCGCAAUAUACAGUUGUCUGUAUCAUGAACUGCCUGAAAAUUCUAACCUUCCAAAGCCGCACCUUGCCAUUGCUUUCAAUUGCGGUUUUAACGAGUUUAUCGGUACACCUGCACAAACCUGGAACAAAACAAUAAGCGAAAUUCUAACCAUUCCAAACCUUCCGUUCGCUUUCACGUCCUACACGCAGAGAGAAUCGAUUGAUGAUUCUUGUAUCGUAGAAUUGAUAGCGAAAACAAAUAAUAGGUCUUGCGGAGAACUCGUGUUUGUGAUUCGAAACGCAGUGAAUCCAUUCCGCCAUCCGGUACCACUUCGUAACCCUAUCCGGGACGAUAAAAAUCACGUAUUAUAUCACAAAAAUGGAUUCCUUUCCAUUGGUGUGAUGCAGCUAGGAUAAGACCGUUUACAAUUUUUUAUAUGAAAAUGUUUUUUUAUUCAUUUUAUACAUGCUUAUUUCUACAGCAAAGAAAACACUAACGAUCUUGUUAGGGGAAACGUAACGUUCCAUUUUCUUUGUACACUACGUACAACGGGAAAUAAUAACCUUUUUUGGGACAUAUUUUGUAAGGGUAAUAUUGCUGUAUCUAUUCACGAAUUUAACAAACAUC